AUGGCUCCCAAGAGCUCAAUCGAAAAGAGCGACGUUGACGUCAUGGACAAGCACUCUCACCUUGAGAAUGCGCCCGAGGCCAUCGACAUUGCCGGCUUUCGCGUCUUUGGCCUGGACCCAGAGGAUGCUGAGUUCUACACAAAUUACCCCGAGGAGAAGCGAAAGAAGGUCUUCCGAAAGGUUGACGUUCGCCUUGUCCCCAUGCUUGCAGCGCUGUACUUGAUUUGCCACAUCGACCGUGCCAAUAUUGGUAACGCGAAGAUUGAGGGCAUGGUUGAGGACUUGGGCAUGUCGGGAGUGCAGUACAACACUGUUCUCUCCAUUUUCUUCAUCCCUUACGUCCUCCUCGAAGUCCCCAGCAACAUUCUCCUCAAGAAGUUCAAGCGCCCUUCCAUGUACCUCGGUAUCCUCACUCUUAGCUGGGGUAUCAUUAUGACCUGCACUGGCUUGGUCCAGAACUUUGGCGGACUCAUGACUACACGCAUCUUGCUUGGCAUUUUCGAGGCCGGUUUCUUCCCCGGUGCCAUCUAUCUCUGCUCGUACUGGUAUAUGCCCAAGGACCUUUCGGCUCGAAUCUCAUACUUCUACUGCGCAAGUGCCCUCUCUGGUGCUUUCUCGGGUCUGCUCGCUGCCGGUAUCGCUGAGAUGGACGGAGUUGGUGGAUACGAGGGCUGGAGAUGGAUCUUUAUCCUUGAAGGUCUUGCCACCGUUAUUCUCGGCGUUGCCUGCUUUUUCUUGCUCAUCGACACGCCUGCCCUGUCCACGCGCUGGCUGGAGCCUGAUGAGAUUCGAUACCUUGAGCUUUCCAUGUUCAUCAAGCAGGGAGGUGGCUUCCACGAGGAGAACAAGGUUAGGUGGAAGGAUCUCAAGAUGGUCCUCACCAACUGGAGAAUUUACGUGCAGGCAUACUUCCUGCUCUGCCAGUCUGCCCUUUCUUACGGCAUCAAGUUCACUCUCCCAACUAUCACCAAGGCCAUGGGCUUCAGCAACACCACUGCUCAGCUUACUUCCGCUCCCCCGUACGUUGCUGCCGCUAUCUCAGCCAUCACCUUCGCCAAGUUCUCCGACCGUUUCUUCUGGCGAAUGCCGUUCGUGGUUAUCCCCAUGGCUAUCGUCACGACCGCCUACUCCAUCAUCCUUUCCCUCAACGGAGCCCUCGAAGCAAAGAAGGCCGUGGCGUACUUUUCCGUCGUCCUCGCUGUCAUCGGUAUCUACCCGAUCCAAGCAGCGGCGGCUUCUUGGAACGCGAACAACAUUGCCCCUGCUUCCCGACGAGCUAUUGGUAUCGCCCUUAUGAACUGCGUCGGCAAUGUUGGUGGCAUUGUGGGCAGCUUCAUGUACCUCGAGAAGGAGAAGCCCAAGUACCACACUGGUUUUGGCCUCAGUUUGGCAUUCGGUGCUAGUGGAUUGAUCGUCGCCUUUCUCCUCGAGUGGAGCUACAAGGUUGCAAACGCCAACAAGGCAAAGAUUGCCGACGAGGCCAAGGAGAAGUACACUGAGGAGGAGCUGUUUGAGAUGGGUGACCGAUCGCCACUGUUCAAGCAUGUUCUGUGA
This is a messenger RNA of Fusarium keratoplasticum, 1554 nucleotides long. RefSeq lists its product as uncharacterized. Gene Ontology annotation, molecular function: transmembrane transporter activity. The transcript is spliced from 4 exons. Bases 1 to 1554 code for a protein of 517 amino acids. The record is from RefSeq and is a predicted model, not a curated record. NCBI's taxonomy places the organism in Eukaryota, Fungi, Ascomycota, Sordariomycetes, Hypocreales, Nectriaceae. Gene Ontology annotation, biological process: transmembrane transport. Gene Ontology annotation, cellular component: membrane.